GUUUAAUUAAUAACGCUUGAAAGAUAUCUAUGGCUUUGGAAGUGUACUCCUUCUUUAGAGUCCCCAAGAAGCUUCGACAUAUCCCUGCUGUUUCUGCCUAUGCUAUGAUUAAGUCUGCACUCAGAGGUCAAUCCCGUGUUGACUGUGAAAUGGAACUGCUUCUACCUGUUUCUCACAAGGGAAAUGGAAUCUAUCUUAGAAAAGCUACAGUUUGGACUGCUCACAUUACCGACCCAGCUGCUGCCAAACAAUUCUUAAAGAGGACAGAUGUUUUUCCAAAAGCAGGGCAAUUAACCAACGCGCUCGGAAAAAGGGCACUUGUGACGAAAUUUUUGGGUCAAGACAAUAUCUUCUUGACUAGCGGUCAUCAAUGGAAAAAGCAGCGAGCAUUGAUGAAUCCAGUUUUUCAUCGAUCAAUGCCUAUCAAAGCAAUUGAUGAAGGUGUAAAGGCGCUUUUUUCUGUCAUUGAUAAAAAUAAUACCAAUAUCAACGUUACCACAAUGAUGCAGCAUUUCACACUCGAUGUUCUUGGAAUUACAGCGUUUGAGCAACUGAGACACAACAUCGCUGCUAUUUUCUUGGCUGGACAUGAAACGAUUUCUAGUACCUUGUCACUCUGUUUGUAUAAUCUCGCUAAACACAAACAUGUGCAAGACAAGCUCAGAAAAGAAGUUAUUGAGGUCUUGGGCGAUGAACCAGUAGAUGUUACACCUACAUUGGAAGAGUUAAAGAGAAUGGAAUACUUGAACAUGGUCAUUAAGGAGAAUUUUCGCUUAUAUGGGCCUUCUGAUACAAUCAUUCCUAGAGAAGCAGCCAAAGAUUUCAAUCUGGUAGGAACUUUUAUACCCAAGGGAACAUUACCCAACCUUGACAUUGGCAUUAUGCAUCGCGAUCGUCAUAUCUGGAAAGGCCCAGAAGCUUUUAUCCCUGAACGUUUUGGGCCUAAUGGAAUACAAGCAGACUAUAAUAUUUUCACCUAUUUACCCUUCAGCAAUGGUUCGCGCCAAUGCAUUGGCAUGAGUUUUAGUUUGGCUGAGCAACGAAUUUUCUUGGCUGUGGCAGUGAAAAAAUAUGAAAUUGAGAUUGCAAAAGACUCUAUUCAUUAUGAUCAUCUUGUGUUUGAUCGCGUUCGAACAAAAUCCCCUGAAUCCCUUCAGCUUACAUUUAAACGACGCUAUUAA
This is a messenger RNA of Rhizopus microsporus ATCC 52813, 1181 nucleotides long. Its product is annotated as cytochrome P450. NCBI's taxonomy places the organism in Eukaryota, Fungi, Mucoromycota, Mucoromycetes, Mucorales, Rhizopodaceae. The coding region runs from base 30 to 1181 and encodes 383 amino acids. The record is from RefSeq and is a predicted model, not a curated record. Gene Ontology annotation, molecular function: heme binding; monooxygenase activity; iron ion binding. The transcript is spliced from 10 exons.